Molecule: messenger RNA, 2712 nt
Organism: Tupaia belangeri chinensis (Chinese tree shrew)
Lineage: Eukaryota; Metazoa; Chordata; Mammalia; Scandentia; Tupaiidae
Gene: SLC22A5
Product: solute carrier family 22 member 5
Biological process (GO): transmembrane transport; carnitine transport
Cellular component (GO): membrane
Molecular function (GO): transmembrane transporter activity; ATP binding
Source: RefSeq, a predicted model, not a curated record
CCGCCGCUACCGGCUGGCCACCAUCGCCAACUUCUCGGCGCUCGGGCUGGAGCCGGGCGACGUGGACCUGGAGAAGCUGGAGCAGGAGGACUGCCUGGACGGCUGGGAGUUCAACCAGGACGUCUACCUGAGCACGGUCGUGACCGAGUGGAACCUGGUGUGUGAGGACGACUGGAAGGCCCCCUUGAUAAUCUCCUUGUUUUUUGUGGGUGUGCUGUUGGGCUCCUUCAUUUCUGGGCAGCUCUCAGACAGGUUUGGUCGGAAGAACGUGCUGUUUGUGACCAUGGGCAUGCAGACAGGCUUCAGCUUCUUGCAGAUCUUCUCGACGAACUUCGAGAUGUUUGCCGUGCUGUUUUUCCUUGUAGGCAUGGGCCAGAUCUCCAACUAUGUGGCAGCAUUUGUCCUGGGAACAGAAAUCCUUGGCAAGUCGAUUCGUAUUAUAUUCUCCACGUUAGGAGUGUGCAUAUUUUAUGCAGUCGGCUACAUGGUGCUGCCCCUGUUUGCUUACUUCAUCAGAGACUGGCGGACGCUGCUGCUGGCACUGACGGUGCCAGGGGUGCUGUGUGUGGUGCUCUGGUGGUUCAUCCCGGAGUCCCCCCGGUGGCUUAUCUCUCAGGGAAGGUUUGAGGAAGCAGAGGUGAUCAUCCGCAAGGCUGCCAAAAUCAAUGGCAUUGUUGCCCCCUCCACCAUCUUUGACCCAAGUGAGUUACAAGAUCUAAGCUCCCAGAAGCAGCAGUCCCACAGCAUUCUGGAUCUGCUUCAGACUCGGAAUAUCCGAAUCGUCACCAUCAUGUCCAUCAUUCUAUGGAUGACCAUCUCAGUGGGCUAUUUCGGGCUUUCCCUUGAUACCCCUAACAUGCAUGGGAACACCUAUGUGAACUGCUUCCUUUCGGCGGUGGUCGAAGUGCCAGCGUAUGUGUCGGCCUGGCUGCUGCUGCAAUACCUACCCCGGCGCUAUUCCAUGGCCACUGCCCUCUUCCUGGGUGGCAGCGUCCUUCUCUUUGUGCAGCUGGUGCCCCCAGAAAUGUAUUAUUUGGCGACAGUCCUGGUGAUGGUAGGCAAGUUUGGAGUCACCGCUGCCUUCUCCAUGGUCUACGUGUACACAGCCGAGCUGUACCCCACGGUGGUCAGAAACAUGGGCGUGGGGGUCAGCUCCACAGCGUCCCGCCUGGGCAGCAUCUUGUCUCCCUAUUUUGUCUACCUUGGGGCCUAUGACCGCUUCCUGCCCUACAUUCUCAUGGGAAGUCUGACCAUCCUGACAGCCAUCCUCACCUUAUUCCUUCCAGAGAGCUUCGGUACUCCUCUCCCAGACACCAUUGACCAGAUGCUAAGGGUCAAAGGAAUAAAACACAGGCAAACUCCAAGCCACACAAGGAUUGCAAAAGAUGGUGAAGAAAGCCCCACAAUCCUUAAAAGUACAGCCUUUUAAUACACCCUCCAGUAAGUAACUAAAGAGGAAAAACUGCAUCUCUCGAGAAACGGCCUCGCAGACUCAGACCUUUGGUGACAACAGCCUUUGCUGUUUAGUCUUCUAACCCUGUGUCUGACGUGCUCAUGGGUGGGCAUCCAGACUCAGACUGCAAAUGGCCCUCAGGUACCACCUUUCCUCCAGGGACACUGUGGCACACACCUACACACACUUUAGAUGUGCCCUGUUACAGUGACGGACUGUGCACUUCCUAAGAAUUACUCACUAGAACCAGUGCGAUUUGGAAGAGUGAGAGGCAUCUGCUAAAUUUAUAUUUUAGACUACCCGUAAAGGCUUCCAAUACUGGAGGUCUAAGUUUUCUCUCGACUAUCCCUUCAAUGGUGAACUGUAAAGGAAAAUAAUAAUUUCACAGGGCAUUUGAUUUUUUUCACCUUUUCUCAGUUAGAAAGGAGGUGCUGUUUCCCCAGGACAGGAGAGCACAGGGUUAGGAAAAACGAAAGGUCAUUAGCAUGGAGGGGCUGAGCUGGUGCGGAACCUGGGCCAGCACAUUGAUCUGUGAGCUCUUGGACCGCUCAGUUCCCCUCCUGGGUAGACUUGUUUACAUCCGAGCGAAGUACUGGGCUUGUCAAGGCCCAUAGAAAUGCCUUAUUGAAUCUACUGAUCUCAUUUUCCAGUGCUGUAUAAAUCAAACCUCCUCACCACUGUAUCUUAAUAUGGUGUGAACGAAGUCUGUCCAUGCGGAGGAGACAAGCAGCCUUGUCUCCGCUCUCAAAACUGUAAUUUGGGUUUUGUUUUGUUUGUUUAUUGUUGUUUGUCUCUUUCUCCUUAAGUUAUUUGCCAUUCAGAACGGACUUGGGAAAGGCUGGUUCCUUAGCUUCCUGGUUUGCAUUGUUUUUUUUUUUUUAAACCCAGAAUCACUCUGGCAAUGGUCUGCAGUUGCUCCUCAUGCAAGUCCUUGCCAACCUCAGCCAUUAGCACUUCUCAGAGUGCAAACGUGAUGUCAUUUGUGUGUGUUCCUGUUGUGAUACCUAAUCACGGGGAGGAUUAUAAAAAAGAAACUGAAAUCAUGGUUGCAGGCUUUCAGAGCUGCUUUUAGUCACAGAGCGUUACUGGGAGGUAUUCUGUGUUCAGCGUAAUUGUCUUCUCUUUUCUGAUUAUGUUGUUGUGGUACUUCAAAGUACACAUUUCACCUGGUUUCAAAAAACAUUUUUGUGGAAGCUGCUGAAGUGCCUUGGGAAAUGAGAAAGUCUGAGUAAAUAAAAUGAUUUUUUAAAUAAUGGAAA